AUGGCGGUCUCACGACUCACCGAAUCUGCGAUCGAGCUUUUAUACAGGUUUCUUCAAGUGGAAUCGCCGGGAGUGCCAUGCGACUCGACAACGCGCGACGAUAAAGGAAAAGUAGUGUCCUUCAAGUCGAAGGUAGAAGUCAGCAGGCUGGGAGGUCGGUUGAGCGAAGUGGUGGGUCCCGUCGUGGAGGAGGCCAUCGAGCCAGGGGAUGCGACCCCGCUGACGGGACCCUCGAGGGAGUCCUCGGUUCCUCGAGCACCCCCGCCACUGCCGCAGCGUGUCACUACACCAAGUCCACCGAGACCACCACCCGCUACGUCUCAACAGCAUCAGAACCCGGGUCAUCCGACCCAUAAUCCGGGACAUCAGUCCCAAAAUUCCGGGCACUGUAACCCGGGUAAUUCGCCCCACAACCCUGGUCACAACCCCGGUCACAAUCCUGGUCACAACCACGGUAACAACCCCGGUCACCAAGCCUACAAUCCGGGCAACCCAGGCCACAAUCCGGGCAACCCAAGCCACAAUCCGGGCAACCCAGGCCACAAUCCGACCAAUCCCGGCCACAACCCGGGUAAUCCCGGCCACAACCCGGGUAAUCCCGGCAACAACUCGGACAAUCCCGGACACAAUCCGGGUAAUCCAGAACACAACCCAGGUAAUCCGGGACAUAACCCGGGUAACCCGGGCCACAACCCGGGUAAUCCGGGCCACAAUCCCGGUCAACAAAACCCGGAUCAGAAUCCCGCCGUCCGGGCCGAGACUCCCAGAACGGUCAGAGCGUGA
Ooceraea biroi (clonal raider ant) is the source of this 783-nucleotide messenger RNA. RefSeq names its product DNA-directed RNA polymerase II subunit RPB1. Lineage: Eukaryota; Metazoa; Arthropoda; Insecta; Hymenoptera; Formicidae. The record is from RefSeq and is a predicted model, not a curated record.